Molecule: messenger RNA, 1797 nt
Organism: Rhinichthys klamathensis goyatoka
Lineage: Eukaryota; Metazoa; Chordata; Actinopteri; Cypriniformes; Leuciscidae
Gene: card9
Product: caspase recruitment domain family, member 9
Biological process (GO): positive regulation of canonical NF-kappaB signal transduction; regulation of apoptotic process
Source: RefSeq, a predicted model, not a curated record
AUGUGUAAUGUGCAUUUGAUUAAACCUUGCUAUCAAACAACUCUUAUCAAGCCAACAGAGCUAGUGUCAGUCAUGUCUGAUGGCGCAGGAGUUUUGGAGGUGGAAGAAGACGAUGAGUGCUGGGCACGGCUGGAAGACUACAGAAUGCUUCUCAUCAAGACCAUUGAGCCCUCAAGGAUAACACCUUAUCUGAGACAGUGUAAGGUUCUGAGCAGCGAGGACGAGGAACAGAUCUACAAUGACCCCAGUCUGGUUAUCAGACGCCGAAAAGUUGGGGUGCUGCUGGACAUAUUACAAAGAACUGGCCUCAAAGGAUAUGAGGCAUUUUUAGAGAGUUUGGAGCUGAACUACCCAGAUGUGUACCGCAAAAUCACUGGCAAAGAGCCUGCUAGGGUCUUCUCCGUACUAAUUGACACUGCCGGCGAAUGUGGCCUCACUCAGUUCCUCAUGAGCGAGGUGUCUCGCCUUCAGAAGCUCGCACAGGAUGAACGGAAGGCGCGACUCGAAGCGUCUGCGCAGGCGGCGGAGCAGCUGGACACCAUCCGCCAGCUGCAGCUGCGGGACAGCGAGCUUCACAAACAGCAGGACCGUGUGCAGCGCAUCCGAGAGGAGCGUGAGCGCAUAUGCGAGGAAGCGCGUAAACUGAGAGACGAGAAUUACCGACUGAUGCACGAUCUGACCCGACUGAGCGAGGAGAAGAACUGCGCGCUCAUGUGUAACAGAGACCUCCAACUCGAGAUUGAGAAAUUGAAACACAGCUUAAUGAAUGCAGAAAGUAACUCAAAGAUCCAACGGAAAAAGACAAUAACUUUAAAAAAUGCCAUGGAGCAGAGGCCGAGUCCAGAGAUGGUCUGGCAGCUGCAGAGAGAAAAUGAUCUUCUUACAGCUCGUAUACAAGAGCUUGAAAGUGCCUCCAUGGUCAAAACUCUGGAGCAUGAAAAGCUUGGUUCACAGUCAUUGGAGGAUUUAAAGCAACAAAGUCAGGCACAAUACCAGGAGCUGGUGAAUGAUCUCUACAAUCUAAGGAGAGAUCUACAUGACGCAGAAGAGUUGCGUGAUAAGUAUCGAGAAGAGAAGGAUGAGUUGGAACUGAAGUGCACAAUGCUAAGAAAGGACUCCAAAAUGUAUCGUGAUCGAAUGGAAGACAUUCUGAAGCAGCUGGAAGAGGUGAUCAAAGAAAGAGACAAGGCUAUUUGUACAAGAGAGGAGUACCAUUUGGAGAACUCAAAAAAUCUCCAAGACAAGGACCAGUACCGCAAACAGAUCCGGGAGAUGGGAGAACGUUAUGAUGAACUUCAAGUGCAGUUGUUUCGAACUCAAGGAGAUGUUCUUGCUCUUCAAGCAAAACUUCGCAAACAGAAAAACCCAAUUCAAGUGAACUCAGAAGAAAGCUCUUUGCUCAGUUCAUUUGAGCUGAAAAGUCAAACUAGCGAAGAGGAGGCCAGGGAAAGGGGUGAAAAGGAUAUGAGUGAAGAAUCACAGAGCCAAACAUCUGGCGAGUACAAUUCGUGUCUGUUUUCCGAGAGGAUGUUCUCUGAAGAGGACGCCUCAGGUAACUGCAGACCUAAAGGAAAAUGCAACUUCCAUUACAGGAGGAAACGUGCUUUAAGAACCAGAAAAAUCACAGACAAAGAGAAUGUGCCGUGCAUCCUGGACAACACCACCGGGAGUGAUACAGAUGGGAUGUGACACACAGCUUUGGACAAGAUGAAGAACUGUGGCCUUCUUUGAAAGCAUAUUUAAUCACAAUACAACAUUGUUCUGCAUCCAGUGACUCAUAAAACCAGGUUGAAGGUG